AUGCCUUCACGAAGCGUUGGAGCAAGAAGCGGGUGGGGACAUUUUGUCUGUGCCUGCGACACAGACAUGUCCUCCGGGAUGUUUCCCACGCCGGGCCCGGGCGUCCAUGGCGGCCCGCCGAGGACCGGCAUGGUGAUGUGGCAGCCUCAGCCGGGAGUUCGCCUGGUGAAGAUGAAUCUGCAGGGAGAGCAGGCGCCCUACCCCACAGGCAGCGCCGGUAGCACACUGUGCGCCUUGGAGGACACAAAGUCCGCGAUCACAAAGGCGGAGAUGGAGAUCAAGCCCGGGACAGCCUGUCAGGUGCUGGCAGGGUUUCCGUGCCUGUCCAAGCGCAGAAAGGAGAAGGUUGCAGACCUCGACUUUCACGGCGUUACCAGCAUAGAACCCGCAUCGCCAGCCCAGAACAAGCCAGCGGUGCAGCGCCCGGCGCAACUGGCGCAGGAGGAGAUUGAGGAGUGCCAAAACUGUGCGACGGUCCUGGUUCCUGGAGCAAACUUCUGCCACCACUGCGGCUGGAAGAAGGGUGCCAUCAAGGCCACUGUGGUACGGACAGAGGCUGCCGAAGCUGCGCAGCUGCCUGGCGCGGUGCCAGCAGCAAAGUCGCAGGCCGCGCCCGCCGCACCGCAGCAAGCCGUGCAGCUGCAGAGUGCAGCCGCAGAGCCGGCCGUCACUCCGGUCCCGAAGGCAGCUGGAGCAGCGCCAAAGGCCGAGGCAUCGCAGGCAGCAGCCAAAGGAGGAGCCAUCGCCAGGACCCCGCCAGAAGCAGGGAACUACGUCGUGGAGCUCCGGCGGCAAAAUCCCGCUGAGAGGUUUGGCUUUGGUUGGGAUGUCAAGAAGCUGGAGAAAGACAACGUGCGUGUCAUCACCAAGGUAUUGCCUGGCACGCUCGCGGCGAAAUGGAAUGAGAGCCCUCCACCAGGCUGCGAGGUCAGACCUGGAGACACGCUGGUGAAGGUGAAUGGGAAACAGGGUCGGAUCGAGCUCCUGACAGUCGAGCUCAGCAAGAUGUACGUGGUGUGCGAGUUCCAGCCGCACGAGCCUCGAGAUUUAGGAGGAGCUGGAGACAAGCAAAGCGACGAAGCCCCGCAGCCUUCUGCACCGGAAGCUACAAAACCUGGAGCUGCACCGGCACUGGCUGCCCCUGCUGCAGAAGCUGUGGCUCCGCUGGCAGUGGCCACACCUGCUGGAGCUGCAGCCGCGACGCUGCCAGCUGCAGAAGCUGUAGCUCCGCCAGCGAUAGCAACACCUCCUGCGGAAGCUGGAUCCACCCUGAAAGUGGCGAUGCCCGCAGCAGGCUCACCCCCACCAGCGCAGCCCGCUGCUUCGUCGCCCAAACCUGUUCCGGCUCCGGUCACAGAGGGCGAAGCUCCAGAACCAGUGCUGGCAAAAGACCAGCCUCCCAGCCCCUCUGCGAAGGACAUUUCCAGCCCCUCUGCGAAGGAUCUGCCCCCGAUGCCGGACGAAGCUCCCUUACCACCACAGCUGCCGCCGGAGCCGCUUGAGGCCGCGGCCGUGUCUGAUGCAGCGCCCAGCGCUUCGAGCUGUGUGGAGGUCAUUGAAACUCCUUCGGAAACGCCGGAACUGGACCAUCCGUCCAACAAUGCCGCAGCAGAGCCGGCUGACAAUGCGGAGAUUGCAGAGCCCAAAGAGGCAGCAAGGGAGCCGGCAACUGUGGAGGCGGAGGCAAAGGACGAGAAGCCGGCGGCAGAGACGACGGAAAGUUUCUACGUCGUUGUGCUGCAGCGCGGGGCGACUUCCGAGAAGUGGGGCUUCCAGUGGGAUCGCCAGGCCAUGGACACACUGAACGUCAAGGUGAUCGAGGGUAUCGCCCCGAACUCCUUGGCCUCGGAUUGGAACCGGCGCUUCCCGGACCGAGCGGCCCGGAAGGGGGACCAGCUGACGAAGGUCAACGGCCUUCGAGAUCCGGCAGGGAUGGCGGCCGAGAUGAAGAAAAAUCAGGUCACCUGCGAGUUCCGGUCGGCGCAGCCUCGCGACGGGGAAGCAAAGGUUCCGGAGCUUCGAGCCAAGCCGGAGCUGACGCCUUUGAAACUGCCGUCCGGGCCACGGUAA
Molecule: messenger RNA, 2070 nt
Organism: Symbiodinium sp. CCMP2592
Lineage: Eukaryota; Dinophyceae; Suessiales; Symbiodiniaceae
Source: the annotation of a GenBank genome assembly